AUGAAGGCUGUUUGUUUUCUUCUGCUCCUAGGAGCGGCAGUCCAGGCUGUCAAGCUAUCUGUCGACUCAGUAAAAUACAGCAUAAUAUCUGCGAAAGGCGAACCCAGCACCAAAUCACUAUCACCUACUGAGAAGUCUUCUUCAGAAGUCGUAACAAUCUCCCAGGACCAAACGUUGAAGCUGAGCUUCCAAGUCGUCGAUAAAGUCACAGGAAAGGGUGUGCAACCGGAGCAGGCCUUCCUACGGUUCUACGACGAACAAUCUGGUGAAGAAGGAAUUCAACCUGUACGUGUCACAAGUAGCGGAAAGGCCAAAUUUGACCUGAGUCUGGCAAAACCUCCGGCAUCACUUCCGCCCACUUCAUCUGCGCCGUUGAAAGUAACUCUCUUACUUGGAGCUUCCUCUUACGCACCUGCAAAACUAGAGCUGUUUAACCUUCACAUACCUGCUUCGCAUCCGGCCCCGACACACCCUGACGAAGCAAAAUUCCACAUCUUACCUGAACUUGCGCAUACCUUCCGUCCAGAUCCCAAACUCCCUGCGCGCGCAGUAUCCGCCUUGUUUGCCGGUCUAGUUCUUGUAGUUCCUUGGACUAUCCUGCUCGGUUUGUGGUUCUCUAUUUCUCCGCGAGUCCCCCGUUUGUUUUCGCCCAAUAUCCUUCCCUUCACCGCAAGUCUUGGCGCAUUCGAAUUCCUUCUCUACCGUUACUGGGUUGAUCUCAAGCUUGGCGAUGUUUUGACUUAUGGAGCUAUGCUUGGUAUCGUCACUGUCUUCACGGGACGACACGCGUUGGCCAGUAUCGCAGAUAGGAGACUUGGUAAUCACAAAUAA
Molecule: messenger RNA, 831 nt
Organism: Lentinula edodes (shiitake mushroom)
Lineage: Eukaryota; Fungi; Basidiomycota; Agaricomycetes; Agaricales; Omphalotaceae
Product: oligosaccharyl transferase delta subunit
Exons: 4
Coding region: 1-831 (276 amino acids)
Biological process (GO): protein N-linked glycosylation
Cellular component (GO): oligosaccharyltransferase complex; membrane
Source: RefSeq, a predicted model, not a curated record